This is a messenger RNA of Jatropha curcas, 1041 nucleotides long. RefSeq names its product large ribosomal subunit protein uL30y. Lineage: Eukaryota; Viridiplantae; Streptophyta; Magnoliopsida; Malpighiales; Euphorbiaceae. The record is from RefSeq and is a predicted model, not a curated record. Gene Ontology annotation, biological process: maturation of LSU-rRNA from tricistronic rRNA transcript (SSU-rRNA, 5.8S rRNA, LSU-rRNA). Gene Ontology annotation, cellular component: cytosolic large ribosomal subunit. Gene Ontology annotation, molecular function: RNA binding; structural constituent of ribosome.
UGACUAAAUAACCAUCUGAAAAUGUAUUAACGGUGUCGUUUACAACAAGACAGAAUAUAAAUAAGCUCUUCGUUCGCUUAAAAUCUCCUUCUGCAACUUCUUGUUGGCGGCUCAUUUCUGCUCAAAGGGGCUACAUCGAUUUGUAUCAAAAUGGCUGAAGAAACUAAGGCAGCAGCUUUUAUCCCUGAAUCCGUGUUAAAGAAACAGAAGAGAAGUGAGGAAUGGGCCCUGGCAAAGACCCAAGAACUGAAAUUAAGGAAGCAAAAAAAUGCUGAAAACAGAUCUGUUAUCUACAAGAGGGCUGAGAAAUACGCUAAAGAAUAUCAAGAACAUGAAAGGGAGCUGAUAAGCUUGAAAAGGGAGGCAAAACUGAAAGGAGGUUUUUAUGUAGAACCUGAGGCUAAACUACUGUUUAUUAUUCGUAUCCGUGGUAUCAAUGCAAUGGAUCCAAAGACAAGGAAAAUUUUGCAACUUCUGCGUCUGAGACAGAUAUUUAAUGGUGUCUUUCUCAAAGUUAACAAGGCAACCAUCAGCAUGCUGCGCAGGGUUGAGCCAUAUGUGACUUACGGUUAUCCUAAUCUUAAAAGUGUGAGAGAGUUGAUCUACAAGAGGGGUUUUGGAAAGCUGGACAAGCAGAGGAUUGCUCUGACAGAUAAUUCCAUAAUUGAACAGGCUCUGGGAAGUCAUGGAAUUAUUUGCAUUGAAGAUUUGAUUCAUGAGAUCAUGACCGUAGGACCUCAUUUCAAGGAGGCAAAUAACUUUCUCUGGCCAUUUAAGCUGAGUGCUCCAUCUGGAGGUUUGAAGAAGAAGAGAAACCAUUACGUGGAGGGUGGUGAUGCUGGAAACCGUGAGAACUAUAUCAAUGAGCUUAUUAGGAGGAUGAAUUAGAUUCUGUUGUUGUUUCAAUUAUUUUGGAUUUUGUUUCAGAGAAAGUUGAAGACUUCAGGAAUUUUUAAUGCGUUAUCAUUGUUGAGAGUUGUUUCUAAUCAAAUUAUAUUUUCUUUUCCUUGAGUUAAAUAUAUUACUGCUUUUGCUUAGUAA